Molecule: messenger RNA, 1572 nt
Organism: Stylonychia lemnae
Lineage: Eukaryota; Ciliophora; Spirotrichea; Sporadotrichida; Oxytrichidae
Source: the annotation of a GenBank genome assembly
AUGAUGAUCCAAUAAUAUAGUUCCUCACCAGAGGAUUAGAAUCUCCUUGACGAUUUACUGGCUGAUAACUUCAAUGCUAUUACUGAAAAGGUAGAUAGAUCUUUGCUAGAAGAAUUAUAAGAGAAGGCAGUUGAUAGCGAUGAUUAAGAUGACGAUGAAUACGAUGACUUACAAUAGCAUUUAAUUGAUAAUUAGAUCUUUAUGCAGUAACAACAGCAAUAAAAUUUAAUUAGCCAAAAUUAAGCAGAUCCCAAUAAAAUAGAUAUCUUUGAUGAGGGUACAGUUGAAAACCCUGAAAAUGAUGAUUAAAUUAUCAUUGAAAAGCAAAGAAACAAAAAAUAUCAUGAUUAAAUUGCUAUUUAGAUACUCUAAAAUAUAGCUAAUGAACUAAAAAUAACUAAGACUGAAGGAAUCAAUAAUAAGUAAGAUACAAGUCUCAAGUCAAUGAGACAUAUUUUGAGUCAGAAUCAAAAUUUUUACCAAAAGUAUGUACUACAGAAGUAAAUACAAUAGGGAACUGAACUCUAGUUCUAUUACAGCAAUAAUCUAAUUAAACUCCUUUUCAAGUCUGUAUUCGACACAAUAAUGGCUUAGAAAAGUUUAACUAUUUAGUUUACUCUAAGCGUGAGAAAGUUAUUGAAGCUGCAUAAUCUCUACGAAAAUCUCAAGGAAACUACAGUUAAUAGAAAGAGAGAGGGAAUAUUCAAACACAAGCAUGCCAUUGCAAAGCAGAUCAUUAUAGAGAUAUUCAGUUAUCUGAGUCCUUUCUAAACUUUCAAAACUUUGAAUUAGGAUCCUUCUGAUUUAAUUGACUUUCUUGAGAAGUUGCUAGACCUUGAUGAUGAUUCAUAAUAAGCCUUGAUGCCUCAAUAUGAUUCUAUAUCUUAAGAAUUCAUUAUCGCAUCAUUCUAAGAAGUUUUGAAUAAUUCAAAGAAGUAAAAGAGCAAAAAAUAAGCUUCCAAUUCUCAUCAAAAUGAUAAUGAAUUUUAAUCUGCUUAAGAUCCCUACUAAUUUAUGUACCAGAUGUAUGGUUAUUAAAAUUAAGCACUAGAAAUUCCUGAGGACACAGAAUAUUUAGAUGAAACUGAAGAUAAGAACUUAGAAGAUGCAGAAAAAGAUGAUUAAUCUGAUGAAACUUAAAAUGAAAAUCAAAUUGAGAAUAUUGAUUAAAUUGAAAUUAAUUUACCUUAAAAAGAACAAGGAGAAGUCGAUGAAAAGAUAAAAGCUAUAGAAUAAGAUAAAUUCGAUUUGAAUUACAUAGAUGAAUAUGUGAAUUCGAAAGGAUUUCUUUAUUUGCUCUCUAAUUAUUUAAGAGUAAGCCUCACUAUUACAUAAUAAUUAGUAGCCCACUUAGGAUCCAAUUUAAAGAACGCUUGUUUCAUAGUAAGUUCCUAAUUAAUGGGCUCAAACCUUGAAAUGCUCAGGACACAGGCUGGAAAGAUAUAUAUUAACUAAGAUUUAAUCCUUAAAUUGACUAAGACUUAUUUGAACUCAGAUGAUAAACUAAAGCAAAGAGAAGGUCUAUUGCUUAAACUAAGGCUCCUAAUAAUAAUCCUCUCAUAAACGAUAUGA